Messenger RNA from Aphanomyces invadans, 4547 nucleotides. RefSeq lists its product as hypothetical. The record is from RefSeq and is a predicted model, not a curated record. Lineage: Eukaryota; Oomycota; Saprolegniomycetes; Saprolegniales; Verrucalvaceae. The transcript has 4 exons. Bases 90 to 2129 code for a protein of 679 amino acids.
CCUGGUUGCCACACACGUGCGUGAGGACCGGCGGGGUGUGCGACAUCGACACCACUCGCUCUUGAUCACGAGAGGACCCGGCAGCUUUGAUGGCUACCUCUUCGCCUGACAAAAUCAGGAAGGAUAGCUCGGAUGGUAGCAAUAGCUCUGAUAAUAGCGACGACAGUUCGUCCAGCGGGGACAGCUCGUCGUCGUCGUCGUCGGAUUCGGAUUCGGACAACGACACGGCCAAAGAAGACAACUCGAACAACCAGUCCCUUCCACUGACCAACGAAGAGAAAGAGAGUCCAUGCAAGCCAUUCGACCCGAAUCCGACUCGCGCCGCGGCUCGGCUGAAGGAAUCCACCACAACCGGCCUCAUGGCACUCAACACGCAAAAGCGAGACCGACGCACCAUCGAGCAAAUUCAGUCUGACCUUCGCAUCAAGAGAGGCGCGGCUGCUGCAAAUAAUGCGAGCGCCAAUCGAGUUGUGCCGAGACGACCCACGCCGUCCACCGUGUCGCCUGCGCAUCCUCCCUUGGCUGAGUCAUCUGCAAUUCCAUCCCUCGACAUGUCAGUCAAGCCAAAGGGCAACACCAAGACGGUAAAAGGUCGAUUGGAGUCAAAGUUGGCAGGUCGUGGGACCGGUUCCCGUGCAAAAACUAUUGCGAAGACCACAGCGUCGACUAAGUCGCAGCCGACGACAUCCGUGGUCACAAACAUCAGCCGCUCAGCGAUUGCGUCCAUGUCCAGUAGCCAGACGACGCCCCCCGAGACGUCGCCGACCCAGACAGAUCUCAUCGAAGAUCCACGAUCGAAUUCGAAAGUUGUUCGCACGAUCGUCAAAGCACUGCAGCGGUAUGGCGACCUCAUGGACGGCAACUUGUACCGCGAGCACCAGUCCACGUUCUGCGACGAGUACAAGCAACCCAGUUUCUUGGUGCGUGCGAAGCUGUCGUUUCACUUGAAGGUGACGGAAGAUACGCUGGCUUCGAUUGCCAAGGAAAUCAUUGUCCAAUGCGACACAGCGAUGGCACAAAAGGUGGAGAACGUCAAGUUCGCGGACGUCGAUAUCAAGCCGAACCAGUUUAUCGACCGUCUGUACGAGAACCUCAAGCUCCGCGUCGCGGUGCAGCGGGCGAUGGCUGCUGCCAAAUUCAAGCCCGGAGUGGCGCCGCACGUGCUGGCAACGUCGCCGUCAGCAUCGACCUUGUCCGACUUUGGCAUCGACCAAAUGCCGAUUUGGAAGAGCGCUGAAGAUGAAAAUGGAUGGAACGUCGAGAAGGACCGCGCGUUGCUCGUUGGUGUUUAUAUUCAUGGGUUUAGUGCGUGGGAAGAAAUUCUGUCGGACAAUUUGCUGCCACUGGAAAAACAGCGAGCGCUGAAAGGCAGUCGACUGAAGACCCGCGCCGAAAAUUUGCUGAAAAAACUGCCUGCUCCAUCCAAUGUCAAGGUACUGAACGGUGGGGGGUCCACCAUGAUGGACCGUGCCGCCGAGCGCGCCAAGCGAAAAGCAGAAGAACCUCCGUCGGCAAGUCCCCCACCGCAGCCAAAUCCAGACUCGAUCCGACGAGAACAUGUCCAGAGCAGAUUCGGCGGCAAGCAACUGCAGCUGGUCACGCGGACUGCGACGGCCAGCGAAGACGAGGAAGGUGAAGUGCGCAGUGACAGCGACCCCAGCGACAACGACACCCAUCCCACUCCUGUCUCUGGCCAACGGUACGGUGGCAAGGACUUCCGCAUCCCAAAGCCCAAAAAGGACAGCGGGAAAAAGACGUCGAAGAAAGCGAAGGACGUGAAAACGGCCGUGCCCGCGCUGCUCUCGGCUGAGCAACUUGAGGCAAAGUGGGGGCCGAAGGACCGCUUGAAACACAUUCGAACGACGCUGAAGAAGGUGCGGCGCAUUGCCGCAUGGGCCCAAUGCCAGUCGGACGACAACGUCGUGUUAGAAAAGGUGGCCAAGUACAUUUGCGAAAUCGGCGCCGGCAUCGACCAAGUCGUGGUGGCAGAUGGCGGCGACGGCGUCCAGAGCGACGAGCUUGCGACCUGUCUGUGGACGCACGCCGCCACGUUUACGCCGUUCUCGGCCGUCCAAUUCGAACGGCUCUACGACGACAUGGCGUGCGAUGCUGCUGCCUUUCAAGCGUGACCGUCUGCUACAUACCACCCCUUAACGUAUUCUCACAUUCUCACGACUAUAAAAAUAAAUUAUCAUCUGCAACGCGAUGUCUGGGCAAUAUCGAGACGGAGUUUGUUUCAUUUGUCCUACCACUACUCUUGCCGGGAUCGUUUCAGCGCUGGACCGUCGCCUUCGGGGUCGGGGGUCGGUCGCCGUGCCGACGCAUGCUGCUGGCUUGGGAUGGAUGCCAUGGCGGUCUGGACACCAGGCACUGUCACAAAUGCUUGCACGACAAAGCGCGCAGUGGUGACGGCGACGCCCAAGUGAGUCAGGAGGUCUUCCAGGACACGUUCGAGUGCCGACGGGACCGAGAGGAGCGCAAGCAUGUCCGCCACCACUUGCCGAGUCAUGUGCCCGACAAAAGUACAGAAACUGUCGAGGAACGACGCUGCGUUGGCCGGUUCGACAUUCGUUCCCCGAAUAAAAAAAACCACGAGUUCGGCAGCAAAUGGCGACAUGGAUUGCACAAUCCGCGCCAUCAAAUUUGUCGACGGCGGCACCAUGGGAUGAUUGAAGCGAGGCAGCGAGUCCACGUAGUCUCGGAACGCAGACAUCAUCUGGUUGCUCCAGUCGCGGUUCGUACCUGGGGCCAUCGAAGGCAAGGCGUUUCCAUCAAUCAUUUGGACACCGACGUGCUGGACGAAACGAAGCAACGCGUCGCGGGAGCCGGCGAGCACACCAAACAGGUCCACGGCCGACAACGUUUGAACCACAUGCUGUCCAAACGAUUCAAAGUCCCACCGACGGCCAGUCGGCGGCUGGGACGGCAAAGCGCCUUGUUGCGUGGGGUAAAUCAAGAUAGGGAUCGUCGCUUCGAAUUCAAUACCGUUGCCAUCUCCCGACGUCGAUGGGGACGUCGUGACAUUGCCAAACUGACGCAUCUCGGCCAGCAGGGUACUGAAGGAGUCUGAGCGCCGAAGUUGUUGUUCCAGAAAGUCGCCGAGAUUGCCUUGGGCACUAGGCGGCGACGACGAGUGAGCUCCAGAGGACGACAGCGCAGUAGACGGCGGUGCCUCGGAUGGGGGUCGUGCCCAGUUCGUAGUUGUGGGACUUGAAUCCACCGAUGGACUGGCCGUCGAUGAGCUGUUGUGUCUCAAGAGCAGACGGCGACAUAUACGUGCAAGCAACACGGCGACCUCCCCCAUCGACUGCAGCCCCUCGAUCGUCCGAAAAAUGGGAUUCACCAACUCGAUUUGCGACGGUCGGUUGCCGUUGCGGUGGUGCAAUUCUUGCAACGCAACGGGAAGCCGGUCGAAGCGCGGUUGGAGCUGGGUCAUCAACGACACCAGCGUUUCAACUUGAGUUCGAAAGGCUUGAAUGCCUUCUUCGUAUGUUGGAUGAGUCACGUCAUGGAUGGUAGAAGGAAAUGCCGAGUCUAAUCGAUGGUAUGAGGAAUCACACACAACGUGGACGACCAACCUGGACGCGAAAGCAAACGGGUCAAGCUGGUGAGCAGCGCAUCCACCCGUGCGUUGCGCCCUUGGCGAGAAGAGUUACUUUGAACACGCUGGAGCACACGCUCCAUCGUGGAAUUUCGUACUGGUGGAUCCGACAGCAGCGAAUCCACUUGGACUGAACGAGGUGUUGCAAUUGAUGAUGACGGCGAUGCACCCUGCGGGCUGCUGAGGGUUGUAGACGCUGCUGCUGUCGUUUGGGCUGUCGGUUGGGCUCCUUCGUUGUUUGCGAGGCCCUGGACAGAGUUCAUGAUGGUCGAGAGGAUGGAUUGGAGAAGGGGAACGCUGUGAGCGCCUUCGGGAACUUCGAACGUCGCCAUUACUCGUGGGGCGCCAAUGUUGUUACUGACGUCUGGGUUUACCAAAGUUGGGUCGGGAUCGUCGUUUGACCGGGGUUCAUGACUUCGAGGGACGUUCGGCGUUGGGCUCGACGAAGGAUUAGCUGACACAGCCCAUGCAUUGCCUUGAUUUCCUUGAGGUGGUGGGGUGAUUGUAGAAGGUGUAUUGCUUGCAGCCAUAGGACUCGCGUCUGCUGGUCGAAUCACCAGGUGCAAGGUGUGCCCGUUCUCCAACGCGUAGUGCGCCAGGUUGUUUUCGUUCUUCAGUACCUUCCCGCGAAAGAUGAGCCGUUGCCGAUCCGUGACAACACCUGUUUCAUGCUCGAUCUUGGUCUUGAGCUGCGGCACCGACGACGACGCGAGUAGGUUGAUCUGAAACUGGCGUUGGUCGACUGUUUUCACAUUGAGGGCGAUCACGGACGAUGCAUUUCCCGCAGGAGCGACUUGCGUCACGUCAAUCGCCAUUUGCACAACUCCCGACGUUGCGGCAUCGGACGAGGUGGACGCUUCACGCAUCGAGGGGCUGCUUUGCACCGUGCUGUCUCCCGUGGUCGACUCCAUCGAGACCAGUGCCCACUCUCCUUUCUUUGUCGUUU